This is a messenger RNA of Fundulus heteroclitus (mummichog), 2220 nucleotides long. RefSeq names its product piggyBac transposable element-derived protein 4-like. NCBI's taxonomy places the organism in Eukaryota, Metazoa, Chordata, Actinopteri, Cyprinodontiformes, Fundulidae. The transcript has 3 exons. The record is from RefSeq and is a predicted model, not a curated record.
AUGAUUGUGCGUUACAACACUGAAGAGGCUUUAGAGGUGAUUUUCUCACAUGUCCAGCAAGAAGAGGAAGUAGAGGAUGUAUCCGAUGAUGGAGAGGAAUACAACCCAGAGCAUGAUGAAUCAUCUUCAGAAAAAGAAGAAAAGCCUGAAGCUGAAAGUGAGACUUUCCUUUCAAAAAAUGACAAACUAACAUGGUCCUCAGCAGCAUAUAACCAACACGGCAGUCAUGCAGAACAAAACAUUAUAAAGAUGACCCCAGGACCCACAAGGUAUGCCGUUUCUCCUGCCCAUGAUAUUGUUUCUACAUUCUACCUGGUAAUCACACCAGCAAUAGAAAAAAGAAUCCUGGAGAUGACAAAUGUGGAGGGUUUUCGCAAAUAUGGAGACAGCUGGAAAAAGACGGAUGAGAUUGACCUCCAGGCCUAUUUAGGGCUGCUAAUCCUAGCAGGUGUAUACAGGUCCCGAGGUGAGGCUGCAGCUAGUCUAUGGGAUGCAGAGAGUGGAAGGCCAAUUUUCCAAGCCACAAUGCCACUCAAACUCUUUCACACCUACUCAAGACUGAUACGAUUUGAUGACCGUGAAUCAAGACCAGCAAGACGUGUGACAGACAAACUUGCAGCCAUAAGAGAGGUAUGGGACAAGUGGGUGGAGCGGUUGCCCUACCUCUACAAUCCAGGGCCCAACGUAACAGUGGAUGAGCAACUGGUUCCAUUUAGAGGUCGUUGUCCUUUCUGGCAGUAUAUGCCCAGCAAGCCAGCAAAAUAUGGGAUCAAGUCAUGGGUGGCUUGCGAUGCCAAAUCAAGCUAUGCUUGGAAAAUGCAAGUCUAUACUGGGAAGUCAACCAGUGGAUGCCCAGAGAAGAACCAGGGGAUGUGAGUUGUGAUUGAUGUGACAGAGGUACUGAGGGGUUACAAUGUGAUAUGUGACAAUUUCUUCACCUCUUAUGAACUCGGACAGCAGCUCCUGAAGAGGAAGAUCACCACGGUUUGUACAGUUCGAAAGAACAAGCCUGAGCUCCCACCUGCACUGCUUGCGUCAAAGAAGAGAGAGGUCUUCUCCUCAAAGUUUGCCUUCACGCCCACCACCACUCUAGUUUCCUACCUCCCAAAGAAAAACAAGAACAUAGUUCUUCUGAGCACACUGCACAAAGACGGCGACAUUAGUGAUCGUGAGGACAGGAAGCCAAUCAUCAUCCUGGAAUACAACCGCAACAAAGGAGGUGUGGACAACCUAGAUAAGGUGAUUGGAACAUAUAGCUGCAGAAGAAUGACUGCACGCUGGCCCCUGGUCAUCUUCCACAACAUCAUUGAUGUGUCCUCCUACAAUGCCUUUGUGAUUUGGAGAGAGAUCAACCCAACCUGGAUGUCUUGUAAGCACAACAAGAGGAGGGUGUUCCUGGAGCAGCUGGGAAAGGCACUUGUAGCUCCACUCAUUGAAAGAAAGAAGCAUGUCCCCCGCACAGAAGCCUCAGCAGCAGUUGUGAAAGCUAUUCAUAGUGCAGCAACUCCUGAUCAACCUGAGGAUCCAUCUACCACAGCCACUUCCCCAGCUAGGAUCAUCAUCAUCCCUACCUCGUUUAUGCCUAGACACGUCUGCCAGCCUGCUAGUCCUGCGACUUUUUUUGCUCUCGACUUCCCCAAGCACCUCACGUCACGCUCCUUCCUGCGGCUUCCCUGCUUGCACCAGCCUUCAUCCUGCGUCGCCUUCCUCGCUGACUUCCUCCGUCUCCGCCUGCCUGUCAACCCCAGCGUUCCAACAACUCUCACUCUGCUGUGCUGCCGGCUGAACCUCAACCCCAGCGCUCCAACAACUCCCGCUGCUGUGGGAGUUGCUGUGGCGGUCAGCCGCCAGAACUUUCCUGGUUUCUCCCCAAGCUGGUGCUACCGUCACCGCCGGUGGUACCACCUAGCUAUCAGUCAUCGGCCGAGCAGCCACCUGGCCUCCAGUCGUCGCUCGAGCUCUCCAGACGCCGCUCGAGUCCGCCUGAUGUCGCUCUCAAGCUGCCGCCGUCCGUCGCUCUCAGGCAGCUGCCAUCCGGCGCUCUCAAGCAGCAACCGCCGCUUUCAAGCCGCCACGGCUUUCAAACCGCCGCCGCUUUUAAGCCGCCGCUGUUGCUCUCAAGUCGAUGACCUUAAGCCAACGCCGUCCAUCACACUCAAGCCAUCGCUUUCCAGUGCACUCAAGCUGACGCUGUCCAGCGCACCCAAGCCUCCUCACUGA